Molecule: messenger RNA, 1790 nt
Organism: Aphanomyces invadans
Lineage: Eukaryota; Oomycota; Saprolegniomycetes; Saprolegniales; Verrucalvaceae
Exons: 2
Coding region: 95-1519 (474 amino acids)
Molecular function (GO): calcium ion binding
Source: RefSeq, a predicted model, not a curated record
CCGCUGGAUUGCAGAAACGACGUACAAGGGGGCGCACUCACACACGUCGGUUCCGUGGGCCCCCGUCAAGUCGGACUCAUCAUCUUCGAUCCCCAUGGCGAACGACGGCGACUCGGAGCCAUGGCCGACACUGGGCGUGAGCCCCACCAAGCCAAAGUGGGGCCUGGCGCAUGUCGAAACCUUACUGCGGGAGAAGAUCCUCGAGCGCACCAAGCUCCACGACGGCAAGUUUGUGUACCAGCAAGCGUACCGUCUUUUGGAAGUGAAUCGGGGCAAAGGAAUCGACUUUGCAUCGUUUCGACACGCCGUCAAGGUCACGUUGGCACUCGAUGUGAGUGACGAUGACAUGACGGCCCUCUUUCGCAAGUACGACCGAGACGGAAACGGCACGAUCGAGCUGUACGAGUUUAUCGACCGCGUGUUGCCGCAGGACUACGACCCGAACGUCCAGUCGUGGGUCGAAAAGAGCGUCGAGCGCAGCGACGCCCAGUUCGAAGCAAUGCGAGAAGCCGACCGCAGGGCCUUCCUCGGCAGUCGAACGUUCCAAGACGCAGACAACUGCCGACGCUCCGUCGACGACAUCCGCCGCGACAUUUCGUGCAAGUUGCAGCAACGCAUUCCCAAGUGCAUCGAUCGGUUGCGGAGCGCGUUCAAGUUGCUCCACAGUGGCGCCAAUGCGCCCAUGUGCGCACUGGACUUUCGCCAAAGUGUUCGCAAUACGCUCGGCAUUGCCCUCACCGAAGAACAGACGCACGGGCUUCUCCAGCCGUACAUGAACGCUUUGGACGGCACAGUCGACGUUCAAGCACUACUCCAGAGCUUGUUCCAAACCGAGAAUAAAGUCCAGCCGUCCGAGUUGCGCGAUGGUUUGUUCGUCGAAGUCGACGCAUCCAUUCCCGAGACGCCCCACUACGGCAAGCGCCACAUCGUGCCGGGCAAAGGAGAGCCCAUGCCUGACCGGUACCAGAAGCGCGUGCAUGGUUAUUUCAAAACAAAACACAAAAACUCAAAUCCGCUGCAGCUCCAGAAACCCCCGCCGCCUCGACGACGUACGACCACCAAGUUCCAAGUGCCGUCAGUGGCGACUAAAGGGGGUCGCCAUUCUGUCACUACCCCUUUGACUGGUUUACUACCUGUCGAGCCAUCCAAGCCACCAGCUAUGGCCCGAUCCUUUUGGGCACGGAUAAAGCCGUCUCUGCCCGCACGACCUGGCCCAACCCCGCCGGAAGACGUCACGAAACCCAACACUCGCCCCACCGUGGAAUGCAGUGGCCAUGGCUCAAUCGUCGCUGUAGCAACUACGACCCAUCGAAGGCCGUCGCCUCGGUUAAUGUCCCCCGUGCGUGUCGGUCCACAACCUGCGGACGCCGCGGCAUUGGCCCAUUCGAUCAACGCGUUGCACGUGGACUACGAAGUGCCUCGAGUUGCCGUGAGCCAUCCGUUGCAACUCUCGGCCAUGCCGUACAAAUCCAACAAACCAAAUUGGCGCAUCAGUGAAAACACCUUCUCGUGUCGAUAAACACAACAUAUCAAUAUGCGCUUGAUGUGUUGGCGUGAAGCGACGACAUGUCCAGUCGAUGGCGCGGGGUUCGUGCUCGGCCAUGUCGCCGUGCACCAAGCAGAUGAAGAUUGCGUCCAUAUUCAAAUCUUCUUGACGUCAGGCCUGCCGCUGAUGUCUUAAGCGCGCUUUGCGGGCACCGACCGACAUCGAACUGUGGCGACCCUCGGCCACUGUGAAGCAAUCUAGGAAGCAGUUACGACAAUUUGGGAAGGAAGGGUUUCAGUUCUGC